AAUGGAGCUAGUAUAUUACGGGAAAAAAAAAAUAAAAAAUAUUCCUCUUAUGUUUACAUUUUGAGCCCAAACGGUGAACCGGAUGGAACACAAAAAAAAAAAAACAUUUUGUUUUGUUUUAUGUUUUUUUUUUACCCUCUUUGAAGCCUUUCUCACGUUAGCGCUGGAUCGCUGCACCCUCUCUCUCUCCUCCAUUGAAGCGUACUCUGAAUCCUCCAUUGAAGCACCUUCCGAGCUUUCUCUCCUCCAUUGAAGCAGCUUCUAAGGGGUAUAAUGUGCUGAGUUGUUUAAGCGAACGACAAUCGACUUUGGCAUUUUGAUUUACAUCUUUCUAGUGUGAAGUGUUCCUCCAGAAGUAUUUUGAAACAGUAGCAAAGACUGAUUGGAUCUUCAUAUGUAUAAAUUUUGUACAUGAUGUGAUAGAAUGCCAAUAGCAUUCAUUUGAUUACUUUGGUUGACUUGUGAGAGUGAUAACAUUUCAAAGCUUCUGAUUCUUCCAUGGAACCUUUCUUGAAAUCCAGUGGUAUUCCUGAGGCAUGGCAUAUCAUUGUAGCAAUAUAUUUCGCUGUUUUCUUCGUUGGUGCAAGAUUCUUCUUAGACAAAUUCAUUUUCCGGAGGCUAUCCAUAUGGUUAUUGAGUUUGAGUAAGAGAGCUGCUCCAUUGAAGUUUGACGAGGCUACCAAAGCAAAAAUCGCAAAGUGCUCUGAGUCAUUAUGGAAGCUGACUUACUAUGCCACAAUGGAGGCAUCAAUUCUUUGCAUUAUCUAUUAUGAACCAUGGUUCAGAGAUUCAAAGGAGUAUUUCAAAGAUUGGCCAAAUCAAGAGCUCAAGAUUUCUUUGAAACUAUUCUAUAUGUGCCAAUGCGGCUUCUACAUCUAUAGCAUUGCUGCCCUUCUUACAUGGGAAACUCGAAGGAAGGAUUUUGCAGUAAUGAUGUCUCAUCAUAUAAUCACUGUUCUUCUUAUAAGCUGCUCAUAUAUGACAAGCUUUUUCAGGAUUGGGUCAAUUAUCUUAGUUCUGCAUGAUGCAAGUGAUGUUUUCAUGGAAGCUGCUAAAAUUUCCAAAUAUUCUGACAAAGAGCUUGCAGCAAGCGUGUUCUUUGGUUUAUUCGCUCUGUCAUGGCUUAUGUUACGGCUAAUAUUCUUUCCUUUCUGGGCAAUAAGAGCUACCAGCAUUGAUCUCUGUACGGUCUUGAACCUUUCAGAGCCCUUUGAUAAAGUUCGGUACUAUGGCUACAAUACCAUGUUGAUUAUGCUGCUUAUUUUCCAUGUGUACUGGUGGAUACUCAUAUGUUCCAUGAUAAUGCGGCAGCUGAAAAAUAAAGGAAAAGUUGGGGAAGAUAUAAGAUCUGAUUCAGAGGAUGAUGAAUAGGUGGAAAAUUUUGGUUUUCAGUUAAUUCAAUUUAGAUCUUGAAAUUUCAGCAUACAGAGCAUUUGGAAAAAUGUAGCACAUCUCAUAUUGCUCUUGAAUCGGCUCCCAGCUUGGAUAUGGUAUGAGAUGAAGUGCUUCCAUUGGAUUAAAAUUUUUGCUGUAUAAAUAGCAUGUUGUAUGAUUGUUAUCUCAAGCGUCACAUCCUUUACUCAGAAUUAGAAACCAUAUAUUGUAAAGUGCAGCGAUUCAUUUUCCAUUAUAACUGCCUCCGUACUCGGUAGCUGGUUAAGGUGCAGUUAGAGCUACAUACUGUCAGAUAGUACGUGAUUAAUGAAAAAUUUGAAUGUUUUCGUUUAUGAAAACUCAUUAAUCC
Messenger RNA from Chenopodium quinoa (quinoa), 1744 nucleotides. RefSeq names its product LAG1 longevity assurance homolog 2-like. The record is from RefSeq and is a predicted model, not a curated record. Gene Ontology annotation, biological process: ceramide biosynthetic process. The transcript has 8 exons. Gene Ontology annotation, molecular function: sphingosine N-acyltransferase activity. NCBI's taxonomy places the organism in Eukaryota, Viridiplantae, Streptophyta, Magnoliopsida, Caryophyllales, Amaranthaceae. Gene Ontology annotation, cellular component: endoplasmic reticulum; membrane. The coding region runs from base 499 to 1371 and encodes 290 amino acids.